Sciurus carolinensis (gray squirrel) is the source of this 1304-nucleotide messenger RNA. It is a transcript of the gene Ankrd39, whose product is annotated as ankyrin repeat domain 39. Bases 36 to 587 code for a protein of 183 amino acids. The transcript is spliced from 4 exons. Lineage: Eukaryota; Metazoa; Chordata; Mammalia; Rodentia; Sciuridae. Gene Ontology annotation, molecular function: protein binding. The record is from RefSeq and is a predicted model, not a curated record.
GCGCUGAAGUCUAGCUGGCGACCAGCGAAGCCGGGAUGGCGGCACCACGGCCCUGCGCGGACCCGCACUGCUGCUCACGUCCGGUGGCGGUGUCCGGCGUGCAGCAAACGCUGGAGGAGAUGGACUUCGAGAGGGGAAUCUGGUCGGCAGCCCUGAAUGGAGACCUGAACCGAGUGAAGCAUUUCAUCCAGAAGGCCACAGACCCUAGCCAGCCUGACUCUGCUGGCUACACUGCCCUGCACUAUGCCAGCCGCAAUGGCCACUACGCCGUCUGCCAGUUCCUGCUGGAGAGUGGAGCCAACUGUGACGCCCAGACCCACGGGGGCGCCACUGCCCUGCACCGGGCCAGCUACUGUGGGCACACGGAGAUCGCACGGCUGCUACUCUCCCACGGGUCCAACCCCCGGCUGGCGGACGACGAUGGCAUGACCAGCCUCCACAAGGCAGCCGAGAAGGGGCACGUGGACAUUUGCUGCCUGCUGCUGCAGCACAGCCCCGCCCUGAAGGCUGUGCGCGAUCGGAAGGCGCGGCUGGCCUGCGACCUGCUGCCCUGUGACAGUGACCUGCGGGGCCUGCUGACCAGCUGAGGGGCCCGUGGCCUCAGGCUGCCCUUGGAGGGACACAGAUGGCUCUCCAGGCCCCUGCCUCGCUCAGCACCCACGCUGAAGUGCAGGGCGCUGGGACCAGAGCCCCGGGAAGAGCCGGCGUGGCAGCCGGGAGGUUUGGCCAGCUGGAAGCCGGACAGGAUUUGCCGGCUGUGUUUUCGUCACGUGAAGACGUCCAUCCAUUUGGAAAAAAGUAAACCUACAUCCUUACCUUAGUCCCCACACAGUGCAUUUCAAGAAUUAAAGACCUUCGCAUAGAGGCUCAAAGCGAGCUAGGGUGGUGCCCACCUGUGACCUGGGCAGCGCGGGAGGCAGGGGCGGGGAGACGGAAACGCGAGGCCGGCCUCGGCAACUGAGCAAGGCCCUGUGUCAAACAAAACACCCCAAAGGUGGCGAGCCGCUGAGGGAUCUUGGCAGGAGCACUUUAUCUGUGUGGCCCCGGCUUCCAGGGCUGUGAGGUGAGGGUGUCACAGGAGGACGUCCUCAAGGUCGCUCUGGGACUGAGCCAGUGAAGCUGGGGGCCUGGCACGCUGCCUGCGGCUCACCGGAGGGCCCGGUUCUGGAGCUUUGCCAACACUGGCUUUCUUUUUUCUUUUUUUUAAUUAUUAUUUUUUUAUUUUUACAGACUGCAUUUUGAUUCAUUGGACACAAAUGGGGUACAUCUUUUUGUUUCUAUGGUUGUGCACGAUGUAGAUUCAC